AUGAGGUUAGAAAAAAGAAACGCGAAUGAAGAGGAAGAAAAAGGGAAAGGCGGGAUGUAUUUGUGGCUUUUAGAUAGAGACGGCGUGAUUAACGAGGACGUCGGGUCGCCCGGGGUAAUUGACGUGGACAGAUUCAAAAUGUUGAUGAAUCAACAAGUAAAAACAAAUGCUACAUUGCGCAAAGUUGUUUGUUUGAUCACAAAUCAAACGUGCGUGGGAAAAGAGAUAAUAACGGAGGAGUAUUUAACAGAUGUCAUUCACAAAAGAAUGACCGAGGAACUUUCUCGCGAUGGUGGCGCAGAUGCCUUCUUUGAUGCGAUUUUAUACGAGACAUCACCAGUUGAAGGCAAUAAUCGCAGAAAGCCGGCGCCCGGGAUGGUUCUCGAAGCUCUGCAAAUGUUCCCGCCUUAUACACCGGGGAAAGAUGGCGUGAUUUUCGUCGGGGAUUCUAUGACGGAUAUGAUGGCAGCUGGGAGAGCGGAAAUCGAAAGUGGGCGCUCGAUAACGAGAGUUUUAGUGGGCACAGGUUACGGCUCAAGAGUUUGGAGCGAGCUAGCGGAAGAAAAUGAAGAGCUCAUCGAUGAUGGUGUUUUUUACUAUUACGUAGAGAGUGAGAGAAAUGAUGUUAACAAGGAAUCAAGUUUGGAUGCAUUUCCCGAGGAAUGCUUUCCGUUAUACGUAGCGAAGGAUUUAGCCGCCGCGGUUGAUAUUUUUUUAUAG
Messenger RNA from Bathycoccus prasinos, 720 nucleotides. RefSeq lists its product with no specific name. The transcript is spliced from 2 exons. The coding region runs from base 1 to 720 and encodes 239 amino acids. Gene Ontology annotation, biological process: carbohydrate metabolic process. NCBI's taxonomy places the organism in Eukaryota, Viridiplantae, Chlorophyta, Mamiellophyceae, Mamiellales, Bathycoccaceae. The record is from RefSeq and is a predicted model, not a curated record. Gene Ontology annotation, molecular function: phosphatase activity.